UCCUCUCUCCUCCCUUCUUUCUUUAACCUCUCAUACGCACACUCAAAGCUAUCCCAUGGAACAGAGGGCCAGCACGCAGGCUACCAGAAGAAGAUCACUCACUUGAAAUAACUUUUCAACCCCCUUGGUAACCGGGUAACCCAAAACUAACCAACCAAGAUGUCGAACUUUUCGCUGAGACCAAAGGGAUUAACUAAGUACGCGAGAACAGUUAUUUAUUUUUCAUAAAAGGCAUGAGUUUUUUUUCUUCCAGAAAUUUUCGCUUUAUGGGACGUAUGUCACGGACGGCCGUCCCAGGAAAAACUGAAUAAAUCGAAUCAAACACAGGCAAGCAUAGCAUAACGCUUCGCUGGGUCUCAACCUGCAGCUCGGUUUAACCCAUCGGACGGGCCGACUUCUCUGCGUGGACGGUGACGGUGAAAGAUGCCAGAAUGCCCAAUCUAAUCCCCCGUCUGCUGCUCGUCUGGCUGAUCGUCCACAAGCUGGUGUGGUGCACCGAGCGCUCCUCCACACGGGAGCGCUUCAAGGUGGUCAUCGCACCGCUCAUUUGCAAACGGAUCUGUUACGCUAACGGCCACUGCCAGGAUACCUGCGAGCAAGGCAGCAACACCACACUCAUAGGAGAGAAUGGACGGGCGGGAGACACGCUCACGGGGCCAGGGUUCACCGUCGUGGUGUGCCCUCUGACCUGUCUGAAUGGGGGCGUGUGCGGCUCCAGGACUCACUGCCAGUGUCCGGCCGGCUUCACGGGUCGGCUCUGCCAGUACACCAGCCAGCAGAGCCAGCAGGCCCAGGCGGCGUGGGGCAAUAAGCAGCCCGUCUACCCCGUGUCGGUGAAGACGGACGGGAAGAAGCAGGGUGACCAGUCGGGCCUGGGGCGCGGCCAGCUGACACACUCCGUCUUCACCCUCCCUCUGGCCCAGGGGGGGGCGCACUCCUCAGAAGUGCAGAUCAAUGUGCGUGUUCACCACAACACCGACACCUCCGUGGUCAUCCAUCCCCUGGACCAAUCAGACGUCACGAUCCCCAGCAAGACCGUGACGCAGAGACACAAGCCGAAGGGGCGGUGCUUUCAGGAGACCACGCCCAAACAAGCCUGUAACAGCACCCCCCUGCCGGUGCUCACCAACCAGGAGGACUGCUGCGGCAGCGUGGGCAACUCCUGGGGGCAAAACAAGUGCUACCAGUGCCCCAAACUACCAAACGCGUCGGUGAAGCACACCAUCGUGGAGGACUACGGCUCCACCUGCCCUCAGGGCUACAAAAGGUUCAACAGCACCCACUGCCAAGACAUCAACGAGUGCACCAUGCAGGGCGUGUGUCAGAACGGCCAGUGUAUGAACACCCUGGGCAGCUGGUGCUCCUGCAAGCACGGGCUGGUGCUCGACCGCAACCGCUGCGUGGGAGAGCAGCCCGGCUGGAGCCAGUCCCCUGCUGAGUACGCUCAGUGCUACUCCAUAGCUCCGCUGGACGGCCGCUGCGGGGGCCGGGUCCUGGGGUACCUCACCCAGGAGCUGUGCUGUUGCACCGUGGGUAAAUCCUGGGGGAAGAACUGCGAGCGCUGCCCCGAGGAGGACACUGCUGCCUUCCAGAAGAUCUGCCCCGGGGGAAAAGGCUACUUCUUCCAGAAAGUGAGGAAUACCUUUGCCUUCCCUCCCUUGGUGUUCCCCAGUCCGGAGAAAGGAUACAACAAGCCAGAAACCAAGCCGGUGCUGCCCCCUGAGACCACCACAGCUGGGCACCAUGUAACAGCCAGUACACACAGUCCCCGCGUGCCUGUCGCCAAACCCACUACUUCACCGAUUAUUAGGCUCAACCCACCAUACAUCCCCUUGGAAACUCAGACCAAAGUAUCAGAGACGGACGUGUGUAAGACGAGCAGGUACAUCUGUGGCCACGGGGAGUGCGAGAGCACGGCCAGCGGACACACCUGCCACUGUAACCCUGGUUACCGCCUGCACGCCCACAGGAACAUCUGCAUAGACGAGGAUGAGUGUGCGUCAGAGCCAUGCGGGGCUGGCAGGGGCACCUGCGUCAACACAGACGGGGCCUACCAAUGCCACUGUCACCAUGGCUACAAGCCCAUGGUGAACCAUGGGAGGCUAAAAUGUGUAGAUGUGAACGAGUGCUCUAAGCAGGGCGUGUGCGGGCCGGGCGGGCGCUGUGUGAACCUCCCUGGCUCCUAUAAAUGUGAAUGUCACAAAGGCUUCAAGGCCCACCGGACGCAGACAUGUGAAGACGUGAACGAGUGUGCGGACCCCAACGCGUGUCCCGGGGAGCAGUGUGAGAACAGGCCGGGGUCCUACGAGUGUGUUCGCUGUCGGCCGGGCCACGAGGCGCGGGGGGGCACCUGCUACGACGUCGACGAGUGCCAGAAGGCCGGCGUGUGUCUCAACGGCCGCUGUGAGAACUUCCCCGGGACCUUCCGCUGCCUGUGUGACGAGGGCUUCCUGCCCUCCGCCGACAGCAAGUUCUGCCGAGAUAUUGAUGAGUGUGAGGACAACCGGCUGUGUGCCAACGGGCACUGUGUGAACACGGAGGGGUCCUUCCACUGUCGCUGUUAUGAGGGCUACCAGCGCACACAGGAAGGGAGUCACUGCGAAGAUGUGAACGAGUGUGAGAGGGCGUCUAUCUGCCACCGGGGGCGCUGCAUCAACAGCAUGGGCUCGUUCCGCUGCGAGUGCCAGAAGGGCUACAGGCUGGACGGAGGCCGACGGUGUCUGGACAUCGAUGAGUGCUUGGAGGACCGAAAUCUGUGCAAGCCCUUCGGGUUGUGUAAGAACCGGCCGGGGUCGUACGUGUGCGAGUGCAACUACGGCUUCAUCCUGUCUGAGGACAAGCACAGCUGCGAGAUGGUGGCGGUGGAGCAGGAGGAAAAGAAGGAGUGCUACCUGAACCUGGACGACACGGUGUUCUGCGACAGCGUCCUCGCCACCAACGUCUCCAAGCAGGAGUGCUGCUGCUCCAUCGGGGUGGGCUGGGGAGACCACUGUGAGAUCUACCCCUGCCCUGUCUACCACUCCUCUGAGUUUGGCUCCCUGUGUCCCGUUGGCCGAGGCUUCUACCACGAGGAGGGAACCACCGAAUACGGUCUCUCCCUGCACCGGGACAUCGACGAGUGCGUGCUGUUCUCCAACGAGAUCUGCAAGGAGGGCCGCUGCGUCAACACCCAGCCCGGCUACGAGUGCUACUGCCAGCAGGGCUUCUACUACGACAGCAACCUGCUGGAGUGCAUCGAUGUGAACGAGUGUGACGACGCGUCGCAAUGUCACCACGGCCAGUGUGUGAACACCAGGGGGGCGUUCUACUGCAGCUGCCAAAGCCCCUGGAGCCCCGACGCCACCAAGAAGAAGUGUGUGAUCGCCACCGUGUCCGGUGUGGACGAGUGCCAGGACCCGUCUAACUGUAAGAACGGCCACUGUGUGGACACCCCAGGGUCCUACUAUUGCAUCUGCUCCCCCCCCUGGACCUUGGCCACCGACCGCAACAGCUGCGUCACCCCUGAGGAGCAGGCCGAUGUGAAUGAGUGCCAGGACCCUUCGUACUGUAGGAAUGGGAGGUGUGUCAACACGCCCGGCUCCUUUCACUGUAUUUGCAACCAGCCCCUCACCUUCAGCGCUGCGCUCAAACAGUGCGUCUAUGACGACCGCACGGCGGCCCACAAGGAUGUCUGUUUCCGGCAGCUGGACGAGGACCUGAUCUGCAGCAUGCCCCACAACGACCUGGUGGUCACCUACUCCGCCUGCUGCUGCCACUACGGCCGCGGCUGGGGGCCCGAGUGCCGCACCUGCCCCCCGAGGAACUCAGUUUUUUUCACCCGCCUCUGUGAGAUGCACCUGGAGACAGAGUCAGACGGCGAGUUGGACUUCCUGCCUGCCUUUGCUUACAACCCGGGUAGCUUCUACAACCCAGGUGACAGCUCGGAGGAGGACUCAGACGAGUGCAGCUGUGCGAACGGCCGAUGUGUGCGCUCCUACCUGGGCACCAUGUGUGAAUGCAACCCCGGCUUUAGGCUGGACUCCACUCGCACGCGCUGCAUAGACAUCAACGAGUGUGCAGAGCCAGGGGUCCGCUCCAACCCCUGUAAGAACGCCCGCUGCGUCAACACCAAGGGCUCCUUCUCCUGCGUCUGUAAGCCCGGGUUCGGGCCCACGCGCCGGCCCAACAUGUGUAUGCGCACCAAAUUUCAGUAACAGCCGCCCGCGCAUCGCUUAAGUCCUUCUGUUUCUAUAUACCGUGCAUGUCAGCGCGCGCGCGCCCGUGCUGCACUCCUGUUUGACGGAUGAGAUGCGUCACUGUGCUCG
This is a messenger RNA of Gadus macrocephalus (Pacific cod), 4304 nucleotides long. It is a transcript of the gene ltbp3, whose product is annotated as latent transforming growth factor beta binding protein 3. Gene Ontology annotation, molecular function: calcium ion binding. The record is from RefSeq and is a predicted model, not a curated record. NCBI's taxonomy places the organism in Eukaryota, Metazoa, Chordata, Actinopteri, Gadiformes, Gadidae.